UGAGCAUGCGCAGACGUCUCGCAGGUUACACGAGUUUAUUUCUAGUCUUUCUCCUGCAGACGCGUUGUGAUUAAAACCGUGCGCGGAUUACAAACAAUGCUCCUCCUGGACUCUCGGAGGUAACAACCUGGGUGGGGAACGUCUCCGGAGGGUUUUUCGGAGGAAUUUAGCGGCGACAUGUGAAAUGUUGCUGCGUGGUUUGUCGGUAUUUCCAGGCGGCGACGGGCAGAACAAACCGGGCUAGUAGCUGGUAGCAACGCAGCUCGGCUGGAUAUCGUCCACAUCUCCGCUGCUGAGCGUGUGGUAGCAUCGACGCAGGGUUUUUAUACAUUACACACUGUUUGUCCGGUAAUAUCAGACAGCAGGUCGUCAGGUUUUCUACAUCAAACUGGUGUUUAAAUGUAAAGAAGGAGAAGACAGGACGGCGGAGCAACGGAGCUAAUGCUAACUACUUUUUGUGCCACCGCUGUUUAAGUGAGAUCAUAUUGUUUUGGCCGACAUGGCAGCCAGCGGAUACUCUGACCUGAGGGAGAAGCUGAAGUCCAUGACCCCACACAGAGACGAGGAGAAGAAUAAAUACGUGGACGGGACGAGUAAUGGCAGCGGGAAGGGUCGAAAGCGCAAGUUUCGAGAGUCCGACGAGGACGAGUAUGAGCACAGCGACGACAACGCGGAGCUCCGGGAGCAGGAGGCCCACCGGGUGAGGAGCAGCAUCCUGCAGAAGAGCAUCUUCACAGCGGAGGAGUGCGCCCUCAUCGAGGAGAAGAUAGACGACGUGGUUGCUCAGGGAGAGGCUGGACUUUACCGUGAGCACACCGUGGACAGGGCACCCCUCCGCAACAAGUACUUCUUCGGGGAGGGGUACACUUAUGGAUCCCAGCUGGAGAAGCGUGGACCGGGCCAGGAGAGGCUGUACCGAAAGGGGGAGGUGGAUGAGAUCCCGGGCUGGGUGCACGAGCUGGUGAUCAAGCGUCUGGUGUCCAGUGGGGUGAUCCCGGAAGGAUUUGUCAACAGUGCAGUCAUCAAUGAUUAUCAACCGGGGGGCUGCAUCGUGUCCCACGUAGAUCCCCUGCACAUCUUCGCCCGGCCCAUCGUCUCCGUGUCCUUCUUCAGUGACAGCGCGCUCUGCUUCGGCUGCCGCUUCCAGUUCAAGCCGAUCCGGGUGUCGGAGCCUGUGUUUGUGCUGCCCGUGAGGAGAGGCAGUGUCACGGUCCUCAGUGGGUACGCCGCUGACGACAUCACCCAUUGCAUCAGACCCCAAGACAUCAAGGAGCGGCGUGCCGUUAUCAUCCUUAGAAAGACCCGACCGGAUGCUCCUCGACUGGACUCUGACAGCCCUUUAAGCUCUUCUCCUGUAGAGAGACACGCUCCUCUGAAAGCCAAACGCUCUCAUCGCAGAGCAGACCCUGAUGCUGCUCACAGGCCGAGAGUUCUCGAGAUGGACAAAGAGGAGAACAGACACCCGUCAGCGUCGCGUCACCGUCGUCACAGCAUCAGCUCAGAGAACUACUGGAGGCGCGGUCAAGACUCUGACAAACACCGGGAGAGUUCAGGACGCAAAGUCAAAAUGAGACGCCACUGAGCACUUCUCUAUCAACACAUGUACACAUAUAAAUAUACCCGCUCUUUUAUGUAUUUCAAUAUUGUAACAUUCUUUGAUUCGAUCUUCAUUUUUCUCGCUCCAGUUUUGGCACGAGGAGCACGGUCAUCAUGUUGUCUGCAUUUUGAUUUUGAGUUUGGAUCAGUUUGAGUGCAUAUUUGUUUCUGGCAGACGAAGCUGGAGUCUCUGCUACACAGUUCAGAACCUCAAGUUACUCACUACAGUUAGGCUCUGUUGUUAAACUGUUCUAUUACCUUAAAUUAAUUACAUUUCUUGUUUCUAUGUCCAUAGAUACUUCAAAAUGGCAUGUAUUUUUUGUAACCAAGAUGUACAGACCGCAGGAACUAAAAAGAAAUGUAUGUAUGGACUUGUACAAAAGAAAAACCUGAGCUGUAAUCUAACUUGUUAUAAUGUACAAUACGUUUGUAUAGUCUUCGAUUGGGGGAACUUUUAUGCAGAAAGAAAGACACCUUUUGUUUUUUCGCACCUACAUUUCUGAUCCGUACCUUUUUUACUGUGCCAUCCCAGAUCUUUGCUGUUCGUUCACUUAAGGUCAACCUGUCGCAGUUUAAGUUGAAUUAACCCGGCAGAUGUGCAGCCAUGCGGUCUGUGUUAUGAUUUGGUUCAGCUUUAUGGCUCAUCUUGGUGGAGGUCACAAUAUGGUGCAUAAACUAAACUGAAGCUUUAUGGAGUGAGCUUUAUGGGCUUGUUUUUCCACUCCUGUUUCAGUCUGAAGUUGCUUUACCUUAUAUAGUGACAGAGGCUGUGUUACUGCUGUUCUGUAUUAAAUCUAUUUUCUUUCUCGUUUAAAUUGGGUGAUAAUUUGGUUAAUCAGAACUUAAUGUGAGCAAAAGCAAACCCCAUUAUGUCUGAACACGAGGCCGAGAAGAAACUCAAUUUCCAAAUGUAUUUGUCCUUGUGGUUUGCUGUGUAAACACAGAUACAUUUGUUUUUUGCUCCCAGUCAGCCGUAUUUGGCAGAGGCGCUCAUUAGCUGACUGCUAGAUUAGUCUGGAGUUACAUAUGAACAAAAAUAACCUUGGUUGAGAGGAGAAAUUACUUUUCUAAAAACAGGGUGAGUUGUGUUUAUGGUUUAAUGAAGCUCUGCGACAGUUGUGAACUUGAACAUGUUGGCGAAGGUUUAAAGUAAUUGUCUGCAAAUACUGGAGCUCUUCAAAGAGUGGGACGCUAAUUUUGUGGACACAGUGGUGGCAGAUGAGGCGAUUUCACUGGUCACAUUUCUUGACAACAAAGGUGCAGUCUGAAUGAAAUAAAUCUGAAAGUGUCUCCACAGAUAUUUUAUUUGUGAAUCAGCCUGAUUGUUAUUCGAGUUGACCUUACUACCAGAGAUAUGUUUCUCUCAGUCCUUCAAUUCAAGAUAAUUUCCCUUAAAUUACUUUUUUUGUUAAUGUUUGGACUGAUUGAAUCAAUACAGUAUAUACUGUCUAUUCUCUGUCAUGUUCUAUCUUUUCUGUUCACUUUAGGUCAUCUUUACCUGAUAGGAAACUCGUCCUUUGGUUGUCAUCCUCAUUGAAAUGAACAGUUUCUAACAUUGGAAUAGUUGUUUCAUUCAUGUUAAUUUAAGUUGUAGUGAUCAUAUCAGUUAAAUUAUGAUUUUCACUCUAGAUGAGAAGACAUGGGGAAAACAAGUUUGGACAAUUCUGCUAGUAUUUCUUUAUAUUUUAGUUUGUAUAUUAUAUAUCAUCGAUAUUUCAAGAGUUAUUUAUAAUUCAAUAAAGAAAAUGUCAAAUGUA
Molecule: messenger RNA, 3353 nt
Organism: Morone saxatilis (striped sea-bass)
Lineage: Eukaryota; Metazoa; Chordata; Actinopteri; Moronidae
Gene: alkbh5
Product: alkB homolog 5, RNA demethylase
Exons: 5
Coding region: 500-1582 (360 amino acids)
Biological process (GO): mRNA processing; mRNA export from nucleus
Cellular component (GO): nucleus
Molecular function (GO): oxidative RNA demethylase activity
Source: RefSeq, a predicted model, not a curated record